This is a messenger RNA of Daphnia magna, 1781 nucleotides long. RefSeq names its product glutamate receptor ionotropic, delta-1. The record is from RefSeq and is a predicted model, not a curated record. Gene Ontology annotation, cellular component: membrane. NCBI's taxonomy places the organism in Eukaryota, Metazoa, Arthropoda, Branchiopoda, Diplostraca, Daphniidae. Gene Ontology annotation, molecular function: ligand-gated monoatomic ion channel activity. The transcript has 9 exons. The coding region runs from base 40 to 1464 and encodes 474 amino acids.
AUAGUAUACACAUCAAAUCAACCGCAUCAAUCCAACAGAAUGUUAUCCUUUCACUCUCAUUUAGUGGCUAUUUCAUUCUUGUUGUUCAAUGUUUAUUGGGCGACAGAAUCACUAGCUCAAAGGACCGGAUUGAAUGGAAAUACUUUAUCAUUUGCCCUGUUCCACAUACCUCCCGGUUACGUAGUGACCAUUACACCUGAUGGCAACUUCACGUUUAGCGGUAGUUAUGCAAUGGAAAUGAACUGGCUAGCCAAAAGGCUAAAUUUUACGCCCUCUUAUCGAUUACUUAACCACACAAUCAGCGCGAAAUACGGAAAUCCAACCAAUCAUGCAUUCCAUCUCAUAGAAAACAAUGAAGUGGAUGGAUUUGCAGUAGUUUUUAUCGCCACUCCGGAGAGGAAGAAAAAAAUGGACUUUACUUCUUUUUUCGGUUGGUCGGAAUCAUACACUAUGGUAGUUCCACGUCCUGAAGAAGAGUCUCGGCUCUUCGCUUUCAUUUGGCCAUUUCAACCGUCGGUGUGGCUGCUCAUCGGCAUUACUGUAGUAGUCAUGGUGGUCGUGAUGAGUCUGUUCUCCGGAUCAUACGUUUGGCUAUUUGUAAACGAUUUCCGGAAUCCGGUCGCUCAGAAUACAAGGGAGGAGAGGAUGGCAGUUUUUUGGCAAUGGCCUAGUAUUUACUCGGUGUAUAUCAUUAACAUUAUGACUAAUCAAGGAGGUAAUAUUGCGGUUAGCCGCUUCUCCUUCCAAAUCCUUGUUGGGACGUGGCUGUUGGUUGCGAUGGUCCUAGUCAACAGUUAUUCUGGCACGGUUGUUUCCUACUUGACAGUACCCAAAAUGAAACCAUCAAUUCACACGUUCGAAGAUCUGGCGGCCAAUCCAGACGUUGGCAUCAUCCUGAAAGUGGACACAGACAUUGGCCAAAAGAUACUAGAGGCUGAAUCAGGCGCCCUUAAGAUUUUGGGAGACCAAGCUCGAAGCGAACCGGAUCGUUUGUUUACUGACCCUGUGAAAAUCAACGCUCGCCUGGUAACGGGACUCUACGCAUACCCAUAUUUACAAAUCUUCGCUAAAUUCUUCGUUAGUGAUCAAUUCAAAAAAGACGGAAAAUGCCGUUUUCAAAUGAGUAAACCUCUAUCUCUGACCGGAUUCUGGUCUAUGGCUUUCCAAAAAGGCAGCAAGUUGACGUCAAUUUUUAACGAUGUUCUCAUAGAAGUUUGGGAAACUGGACUUCCUUCCCACUGGUCGAACGAAGUCAUUCCACGAGCACCACAAUGUUUCGCGAAAGAAAAGCCACGGGCAAAUUUAGCCGGCCAAAAUCCCAUUCGAUUAACUGACCUGAUGGGUGCUUUCUUGAUUUUGGCAGUUGGCGUUGGCCUGGCGACAAUCGUCUUUCUUCUGGAGAAAAUAAUUUUCUUCAAAAAUCGACGGAUGGCUAUGAAUAUUAAAGAGAAGGCUCCCAAUUAAACACGUCAAAAUAGACCCAUACACAACAUGCACACAUUGAAUUGUGUUGCCGUAGUCGAUCAACUAUAUAAAUGUAGAAGGCCUGGUACCAGAAAACGCUAGUUGUUGUUUCACGGAUAAAUUUCAUGCAGAAUGUCUUAUUCGAACAUUUCGCUUUAUUUUGUAACCAUCAAUGGAGAUUUGCUUACUGUGGACUUAAAUAAAUGCACAGCCCAUGCACUGUUUGAUGGGUUUCACAACAUAUUUGAUUGGACUGUCAAUGAUGCUCUAAGAUAACUGUUAAUAUCUAAAGCUCGAUGCUGUUGAGAAUACACUGA